Messenger RNA from Limulus polyphemus (Atlantic horseshoe crab), 2846 nucleotides. RefSeq names its product otopetrin-2-like. The record is from RefSeq and is a predicted model, not a curated record. Gene Ontology annotation, cellular component: membrane. Gene Ontology annotation, biological process: proton transmembrane transport. The transcript has 7 exons. The coding region runs from base 67 to 2169 and encodes 700 amino acids. NCBI's taxonomy places the organism in Eukaryota, Metazoa, Arthropoda, Merostomata, Xiphosura, Limulidae. Gene Ontology annotation, molecular function: proton channel activity.
GGUAAUGAUUGGACGAUAGUUCAGUAUAGAAAAAUAUGAAACACUAAAACUAAUAGGACAUUGCAGAUGGAUAAAUUCAACAAGAUGGAACUAUCGAACACAGGAGUGAAAUUUCAGAUGCAUGACGAAACGGAGAGUGCUUUUGAAGAAAUCGAUGGGAUAGAUUAUACUGGAAAGGAGAAUCAAGGCUUUGAAUCCGACAUUUUUUCUGACAGUGAAGACAAGAAAUCACGAUGUAACAGUGGUAAAAGUAGCAGCAUUGAACCAAACGAUAUUACGAAAACAGAAGAACAGGAUGAAAAAAACAAUGUCGUAUCUAAUCUCAACAAUCUCAAAUCUCUCAAUUGCGACUUUGAAGAUACGUUCAGUAUUUCUCAAAAGAAUAACACCUAUUCGGGUGACAGAAGAUGGAGUUCUGUUGUGGUUCCAAUGGAUGCAAAAUUUUUUUCUUAUCUAAAAAACGUAACUGAAAAUAUCUUAUCAGAAGAAGAAAUGAAAGAAAAGUUCAGAGAAAGCCUCUCAGUUCUCUUGAGCAGUAUUUAUUGUGUGUUUCUGGUGACACUCGGCGCUGUUCUUGCUCUUACGGACCAAGAGCAUUACAGAGAGUGUCUUUUCCAGAUUUUUAAUACAGUAAUAGCUUGCUUAGGAUUAAGCUGGCUAGUGUUUUUCAACGUGGACCUUCAGCGAUACAAAAAAAGCAUUUUAUCUAUGAUAAAGCAACAAGAAGAUAUUGUUCAAGAUACUGAGCAAGAAAUUAACCAGUCAACAAGCGACAUUUGUAAUCAAUCCUACAAUACUUCCGAUAACAACAACACGUCGUCCUAUAGGUUCUUAAUGGGUCGUCACAGUGGCAGCUUCUAUCUUAAAGUAGGGAUGGCUGCCUUUUGCUUUGGGCAUCUGAUUCACGAAGGUUUACAGCUUGGGCAACAUGUUCUAUCCUGGUCUAAGCAAAAUUGUAAUUGUGUGAACAAACCAGCAGUUGUAGUACACAUCAUAACUCCGAUCUUUUCUUUCUACCAGCUUUUCAUAGCUUUCAAGUAUUCGAAUAUAAUUAUCAACCGGUAUCAGAUACAAGCAAGAUUUGGGUUAAUGCAUUUGAUUGGGACGUCUCUGUGCAACUGGUUCAACACCCUCGUACAAGAUGCCGCCGAAAGUCAUAGUUAUACACACGAAAGUGUUACUAACCAUUCACUCGACAACAGCAGCACAAAUUCAGACUUUCAUUAUUUGCACGGUAUAACUAAUGAAACCUCUGAUAAUGACGCACCUGAACCACGAUGCUGUUAUGGCAACCACAUCCUACUUUCACCUGGCACUCUUCAGAUGAUUCCGUAUCUCUAUCCGUUCACUAUCGAAUACAGCCUUUUGUUAGCUGGUGUUUGGUUCAUUUUAUGGCAAAAUAUUGGUCGACAACAUUCCCAUGCAAACCCUCACCCUUUCCACCAGAAGAUCGAUACCAAAGAAGGAAUUGAGGAGGUCAAUUAUCAGAGCAACUUGUUUAUUAGUGCUGAUUGCCAUGCCUCUAAUAAAGGGCUAUUUGCGGGCCUUUUUCUUGUGCUGAUCAGCAUCAUCACUGUCAUUAUCUUCUUUGUGGCAAUGAGUGGAGAAAAGUUCGUGAUGACAGGCAUCACUGUUCAUACAUUACAAGAAGGUAUUCUAACAGGUCUCGCUUUAAUCGCUGUCCUCAUCUCUUUCCGUCAGACAUCUCUACUAGACAUCAACCUACACCCUAUCACAUUUCUGGAUGAUGUUCUCAUGUUUAUUCCUCUGCCUUUUUUCUUUGUAAACGGAUUCCUAUCUAUAAUGGCUGAUUCUCAUGCUCGCCAUCACGUCAGAGUAGGGAUUAAUGUUCUCAUUAUUGUUCAGGUUGUGGUCCAAACUGUGUUCAUUAUCGACGGCUUGAGACGUUGCAGCAAUUCCCACGCACUUCGUUACAAGAAGCCAGGAAGAGAACUGAUCACCUUUCUCAUCAUCUGUAAUCUUUCUAUGUGGAUAGUUAACACAUUUGAACACAAGAGUGUCGAAAACUACCACGAGCAAACACACUUCUUUGGCUCUAUAUGGUCUAUCGUCUCCCAUGCCACAUUGCCGCUGAUGCUUUUUUAUAGAUUUCACGCAUCUGUGUGCCUCGCAGAUAUCUGGAAGUCUGGGUAUGAAAAGGGUGAAUGAAAUAAAAUUUAUUAUAGGUGAAUAUUAAUGUCUAUAUACGAACACAACACAUUUUUUGUUGAGGAAGAUUCAUAAUUAUACCUAUAAUAAGCAUUUCCCUCUUAAAUGAAACAAACCUAUAAAUUAAUUAUAAAAACACCAUAAUCGUAGAUGCUUUGCUGCAGAUUGAGUGCAAACUAAAUGUUAAACAAAUUUCAGCUUUGUCUUUCAAAAGUAAAAAUAGUAAUUCAAAAAGGCUUACUAUUCAAUGGACGUACUCACUAGAAGUGACGAUGAAAUAUCAACCAUUGCUUUCGAAAUUUAGUAUUUUCGUUGUAAGUUAAUUAUCAUCCUCCUUAAACAAGCCGCUUAAUGAAUUAGACCCAAAUGUUCAAAUACGACAGUUUUUGAUAUACUUCUAAUAAGAAAUAUUUUUCUGAGAAUCCGUUCAUUGGAUUACGUACUAUAGCAGCGGCAUUAUAUUUCCUCUACUGGUUAUAUUUCGUGUUGUUGAUAUUUUAAAGGUGUUUUAAUAUAAAAUGUUAACACGGAGAGCCUUACUUGAUAAUAUGAAAGGUAUUUCAACUUAAAAUGUUAACAUGGAGAGUUUUACUUGAAAAUAUGAAGUCCCAGAACUGUGAGAUAUUUCCUUGGUAUUUUGUUAAUAAAACUUCAACAUUUCGUAAAAUGACAUCAGA